Messenger RNA from Sycon ciliatum, 2035 nucleotides. Its product is annotated as tetratricopeptide repeat protein 4-like. Gene Ontology annotation, cellular component: nucleus; cytosol. The transcript has 11 exons. Gene Ontology annotation, biological process: protein folding. The record is from RefSeq and is a predicted model, not a curated record. Bases 200 to 1357 code for a protein of 385 amino acids. Lineage: Eukaryota; Metazoa; Porifera; Calcarea; Leucosolenida; Sycettidae. Gene Ontology annotation, molecular function: Hsp90 protein binding; Hsp70 protein binding.
AUUAAUUCAAAACCAAACUACUCGUACUGUAUUUUGCAUUGACUAUUUCAUACACUAUGCGUGUAUGUACGUGACUAUAGUCGAUCGAUUGAUUUUGUAGCAGUACAUGUACUAGUACUUGUACUGUACUCCCACUUUGCGCCACCACCGGAUCGUUUCUUUGAAUUGAAGUUCUCUUUCAUUCUGGACAGUGUGUGAAAUGGCUGCUCCUAGUACAUCUGUUGACGACUACGUUGAUGAAAUUCUGGCAAAGAAAGGCCCCCAUGUCUACAAAGAUGGACUUUCCGAGAAAGAUUGGGAAAAGGAAUUGGAGAACAUCCCACUGUUCAUGUCUGGAGCGCCGGAGGAAGGCAGUGAAAUGUCCGAUGCCAUAGCUGCACUGCAAGCGUUGCAGUUUGAGGAUGCAACACCUGAAGGUAGAGCUGACGCGUACAAGGACGAAGGCAACGACUUUUUCAAGAAGAAGAAGUACCGGCAAGCUAUCAUUGCGUACACGGAAGGUCUGAAGGAGAAGGUGACCGAUGCGCAAGUCCGCGUCGUUCUCCUCAGCAACCGUGCUGCAGCGCAGUACCGUCUGGGAAACAACCGGUCAGCGUUUGAUGAUUGCAAACGUGCGUACAUUCUCAAUCCUCUGCAUCUGAAGGCUCUGGUCAAAGGUGCAGAGUCGGCCAAUGCAAUGAAUCAUCACAAGGACACGGUGGAGUGGUGUGACAGAGCACUUCAGCUUGAUGCUGGCAACAAGCGCUUGCUGGAAAUGAGAAAAGAAGCAGACAAGCAAUUUCGGCUAGAGGAGAGAAACCAGCGCAAGGCGGCUCGGGAAGAGCAGAAGCGGCUGCAGGAAGAUGAACGGUUGGAGGAAGCCAUUAGGAGCCGUGGAAUUGUCCUAUCCACUGAUAAGAAAGUUCGUGCCAGAUUUCAAGAGCGCGAUGAUGUCAGUGAAGGCAAGGGACUUAUUCAGGCCAGUCUGUCCGAGCUUGAACAGACCAUACCCAGUGGCAGUCAUGUACGGCUAGACAGUGAUGGAGUACUACAUUGGCCGGUGUUGCUGGUCUACCCGGAGCAUCACCAAACCGAUUUCAUCCAGGCGUUCGAUGAGAGAUCCUGCUUUAGAGAUCACUUCAAUGUGAUGUUUAGUGAGGCUGCUCCUUGGGAUGCAAAUCAUGAGUACAAGCCAUCUAAUCUUUCUAUUUAUUAUGAAGACACGGAAAGUGGACGGCUGGCUAGUGUUUCCCCGAGCAGAACUCUUCAAGAUGUACUGAUGAACUCAAAGUUUGUUGUACGAGCUGGUACGCCUGUGUUCAUCAUCCUCGCAAAGAAAUCAAAGUUUGGAAAGGACUUUCUGUCACACUAUCCUUAGAAGCUGCUAAAGCUGGUAGACGCUGGAACGAGAAGUUGUCUGUGGCUACAACAAAGCAGUUGGGUAUGUACAUGCCCUUUCUUGGGAAGAACUCCUGCGUCUCGUCACCAGCCAGCAAUUCUUUCGAGGUAAAGCUCUUGGAGCCAUGCUGCUUGCAGUGCUGGUUUGCGGAUGCGUUGUAAAGUAACCCCACAAGCAAUGGGACCGUUAGAGUAGUACGCAGUACAUCGUCAACGGCAUGGUUCUUUGUCUCUCCACCCAGACUGUGAAGGAAUGCACCGUGCCGUUGUCUGAGCUGCUCUCAGUCUGUGUAUUCUGCCUGGACUGGUCGCGUUGCAGAGCUUUGUUCCAACAUGACUAUAGUGGGCAUGCUUUGCACUGAUUGAUGGUGCACAUAACUUUACUUUCCGUGCUCGCAAGUGAGGACAAUGGAAGUAUUAAACCACAAAAGCCCUUGUGCUUUUCUCUGGACCUGUUUCUUUUAUUGAUUUGAGAUGUUGCGAUGGAGCUGUCGGCCAUUCAGUGAGAUGCUUCACCACCACAAUAACACUUCACUCAUGUCUGACCCAAGUGUCUUCCACACACUACAACCCGGUUUCAUUUCCUUUUCCUUCUUUUUUACAAGGUCUUUCUAUUUUAGUAUGAUCCGGUUUGACAGCAACAGCUUGAAGCCUGAAA